Bombina bombina (fire-bellied toad) is the source of this 1089-nucleotide messenger RNA. RefSeq names its product triggering receptor expressed on myeloid cells 2. The transcript is spliced from 4 exons. The record is from RefSeq and is a predicted model, not a curated record. Lineage: Eukaryota; Metazoa; Chordata; Amphibia; Anura; Bombinatoridae. The coding region runs from base 79 to 846 and encodes 255 amino acids. Gene Ontology annotation, molecular function: signaling receptor activity. Gene Ontology annotation, cellular component: cell surface.
AAAUUUGCUUAGUUCUCUUGGUAUCAUUUGUUGAAGAAGCAGGCACUACUGGGAGCUAGAUGAACACAUGAAGCAGAAAUGCACUACUGGGAUCUUGUUGAAGAAGCAGCAAUGCACUACUGGGAAGUAAAUGAACACAUUGGUCUAUAUGAUGCAAAGAAUAAGACUGUGUUAUCUGCUUAUUCUGGAGAGACUAUCAUAAUCCAGUGCCCAUACAAGCCUUAUUCUUACCGGUGGGAGAAGAAACAGUGGUGUAAAGAGGAUGAUGCCGGUCAGUGCCAUUCUGUGGUCAGCGCUCGGCGAUAUUGGUCUUAUACGAAGAGAAUAAAUGGCAGCAUUUACAUCUAUGAUGAUAUAAACGAGGGGUUUGUACAAGUGAACAUGAGUGACUUAAAGCCAGAAGAUGCUGGCAUGUACCAGUGCCAGUCAGUUUAUUAUGGAGGGGUGAGACUUCUAAAAAGGAUUGAAGUGAGGGUGCUGGAAAAAAUGAUUCCUAGUGACUUACCUGAGAUGGAAAGAGUCCAGAAGAUCAUCUCUGGGAAACCCCAAAGGUUUCCAUCUGAAUCUAGUACCUUAUUUAUUAUUGGAAGCAGCGUUCUAUUCAUCAAGGUACUUCUGCUGGGCGUGGUUUAUGUUUGGGGGAGGAGUAGAUACAAAGUCAGAGUGGACCCUGAACCUUACCUCCUCUCAACUUCUGAGGAAUCAAUUCCGGCUGAAACAAUACAGAUCGGUUCCCUUGAUGCCAGCCCUAAUGAAUACAUGUAUGAGACGCCUACUUUAGUACCGCUGUACAUCAACCAUGUACUCAUGAAAACACAUCCGAACCGCGCCAACUGGCAGACUUGAUUAGGGCCCCUCCUGGGAAACAGCCAGCAGAAGGGAAUGUUUAAAGUGAAAUAAAAAUAUGUAUAAAAAUGUAAUUAUGUAUGCACCAAACCAUGUUCUAUAUCAUUUUAAAUACUUCAGUGAUAUAAAUUGCUGUUAAAGAUGUCUCAUUAUUGCAGCAGAAAAACAUGUAAAAUUACAUGUGGUGACAACCUAUAAAUAAACUGACAAAAGAUGAAUAAAAAUGUCAUAUGAAGUAAAUAA